CUUGAACUGGAAGAAAUGAAGAGUCAUAACCAGAAGAUGAAACAAGUUGUCCAGCAGAAAGAGGAAAAGAUCAGAGCAAUGGAAGAAAAGAUGGAUGCAUAUAGCGAAGCAAGUCGACAAUGCGAAAGGCUGGCGCAGAAAUUGAGCGACCACGAAGCACGCUCAACAUUGUUGACUAGCAGGAUCACCGAAUUGGAAGAGCAUGAACGGAACAAUAAGAGGCUGAAACUAAUGGUAGCACAGAAGGAUGAUAGAAUUAAACAUUUGGAACAAAGUCAUCAAGAUGUGCAGAUGAAGUGUACGAAUCUGGAGAACGAGGUUUCCAAGGCGCACAGCAAAUAUGAAGAAAAAGUCAAACGCAGUCUGGAAGAUGUGGACACGCACAAAAUACGUCGUAUCGAAAGUGUUCGCCGUCGAGAGGAGCAAAUUAAAUCGUUGGAGAAAUCUCGAACAAAAUUGGAAACUGUGUUGCACGCUCAAGAAGGACAUAUUCAGUCUCUUCAGGAUCGGUUAGAAGGUUCGGUAAGCGAAAGGAACAAACUGCAAGCAAGCAUUGGCCAAAAGGAAACGAUCAUUAAUCAACUUCAAACGAGAGUCCUAGAACUCGACGAAUCUACAAGCGAGACGAAGAAGCUGAACGAGUCGGUUAAGAAAAAAGACGAGGCGAUAAAACGAUUUGAAGAUAGAGUUCGAGAGGUUGAAUUAGUGUUAUCAAGAACUAAAACAUCGAAUCGAGAGAAGGAUGAAAAGUUGGAGGCGCUUCAAAAGAGGAUUGAUGAAUGCGAGGAACAAAACAAAAAACAGGAUGGAAAAUUAAAGAAGAGAGACACGGCUUUGCAGAAAGCCGAACGAGAUUUGGAAAAAGUUGACAACAGGAAAAGAGAAUUGGAAAACUCGUUAGAAAGGAAGUCGAAGAAUUUGGAGGAACGAAAUUCCAGGAUAUUAGAACUGGAAGCUUGUUUGGACGAAAUUCAUCAUGUGAAAAGCAAUUUGACUUUUAAACAUAGCCAAGAGUCUUUGCUGCUGAGUCCCAGGACCACGACGUCAUCCUUAAACGACGCCAGCAAAAUUGAGACACUCAAACAAAAAUUGUGGGACGCUGAGGCAAAAGUCGAAGAGACUGAAAACGAGAAAGGAAAACUACAGCAUCAAAUUAAAAGAAAGGAAUCACAAAUCCAAGAUUUGGAACAGCGAUUACAGGAAACGUCUGAUGCUCUUGAAGAAAACGAACGUUUGAAACAAAACAUUAAACAUAAAGAGGAAAGAGUGAGAAUCUUGCAAGUCAGUCUUGAUCAAAACCAGCAGGAAAUUAACUCACUUGAAAGUCGCCUGGAAAGUACGACUUCUGAAGUGUAUAAGUUACGAAAGGUUGACGAGGAAAAGCGAAAACGUAUCAAUAGUUUUAAAAUGAAGUUGGAGGAAGCUGGUGAUACAACACAAAAAGAUGAGAGAAUCCUGUCUUUGGAGGAAAAAAAUAUUGAAUUAGAACGAGAAAGGAAUGAUUUAAAAGAGAGUUUAUCAUCGCUUGAAGCUGAGUUUGAAAGAGUUCGCGAGAGGAAAGCAUCAGGUGAAACAGUUAUAAUUGGUUCUUCACCAAGACACAGACCAGACGUUGCCUGUGUAACAGCAGAGAAUGCUGGAAAUCUUGAAACAAAAUAUGACGAACUCGAGAAAGAGUGUGAAAAACUGCGGCUUAGUAAAGAACGAACCGAAGCAAGAUAUUCGUCGUUAAAGGAAGAAAACAAGUCUUUAUCAAAGGACCUGGAGACAGUACAAUCAGAUUAUGAUCAGUUGCUGAACGAUAUCAAUGAAUUGAAGGAAAGUUAUACUGAACUGGACUUAUCAUCUGCCAAGUCUCUACAUCGCUGUGAGAUGCUGACUCAAAUGAACAGUACUUUGGAAGAAGAAAACAAAAUGUUGAUGGAGCAAUUGAAUAAACUUCUCACGCAGAAUCAAGAAUUACUGACCGAGUCCUUGGUAAGCCGUGAUCAAUUUUUGGAAGAGGAAAGAACAUUUUCUGAUCGUUUGUACGAACUUCAAAGGCAAAAGGAAAAGUUGGAGGAAAAGAUUGAGCAAGCAAACAGAAGUCUUGCUGAGAAUACUCCGAAGAAGAAAAGCAAUCUGUUUAAGAAGGUAUUACAAAAAGCUGGUUUGAAAAAGAAAAAAGAUGACGGGUUGAAAAAUAAAUCCUCUGUUCAGCUUAUCAAGUAUGACCAGAGUCCUAAUGCAAGUGCUGAAGGGUCACCUGACAUGUCAGUAGACGGUCACUUCACGAUGUCACCCGAGAAGGCAAGUGACUCGUCAAACUUCAGCGAGAGUUUGAACUCGGACCUUUCCCCCGAACACGACCUCUCGCCUUUGGCUCGGAGACGAGCCCGCAUUAACCGAGCAAAUCGUCAGCGGAUUGUACGGUCAGAGUACUUCACGCCAGCGAUGGCAAACAGCCUCGCUAUCCAAGGACGAAGCCGGAGCAUGGACGCUAAGGAGUUCAUUCGUGAUGUGGUAAAUGCGCAGGGAUCUGAGGCGAGUCCCGUGCAGGUGUCGUCCAGUAACUCAAUGACGCUUUUAAACGAGCCAUCGCUAAAUGAUUCGGAAGGUCUGGGGCGAGAAGAGAAACCCAGCCAAGAUGUUAGUAGAACGCUUAGUUUUUCUCAAGCAAAUGAUGAGGGUGGUCAGUGGCACUCGCCGGCUCAUGCAAGAAGGAAAAGUUCUGAAAGUCGAGGAAAGAAACCUCCAGAGUACAAACCCGUUGAAGUAAAUGGUGAAAAUUCUGCUCGUGUUAGAACGGAAAUUGUCAGUAAUAAAGUGGAAAUUACUCCGAAGUCUCUUCCUCUCGGGAGAAAGGAAAGUGGUAGUGGUAAACUGGAAACACGUUAUCGAAAAACCUCCGAAAAUUCUCCUCGGGUUUGGAGAAGAAGUAUUGGUAACAAGGUGGAAGUGUCUGAGCUGCCCGCAUUGGAAGCUCGCGUAUCAAGAUCGUCAAACUACGACGAUAGCUCGGGUGGUUCACGAAAGAUCUCCGAAUCCAGUCGGAAGAGCUCGGACGUGAGUUCGCUGCAUUCUCGGACGUCAAGUAUCACGGAAAGUGAAUCGUCUAAGAUCAUUGUCCGCCAUGUUGGUUCAACCGCUGGCAUGAGUGGUCCAGAGCGAGUUGAGAACAGACAUCAUGUCAAUAGUGGCGUUGAAAAAAAUGCCAGCUUCAUUGGUGAUUUGCAGAGACCGUCAUCAGGAAGCUCAGACAACAGUGGUGGGAACGAGAUACCAAAACGUUUAUCCAGGCAACUAAGCACUCCUCCUCUUCCAUUACCCGGUUCACGUCCAUCUGCCUCACAGAACACACCUACCAAUGACCCUCCACCGUUUGCAGAACGAGCUAAAGAAAAACCGCAAACGAGACGCUCCAAUUCCUUUGCGGAAAGACCGCAAUCCCCAUCUCAAGGUAGAAGCCACGUUCAGCGUCAAAAUUCCGAUCGGGUUUUGGUCAGUUCACUUGAAAUAGAUCGUAGAAACUCAACUCAUGCCACGCCCAUCACAUCCUUCGCGGGCGAUAGGCAUCGGCGCCCGCAGUCUGUUGGUCAGCGUCCCGACUCGGUCCAAAACACGGGUCAGAGUAUCGGUAUAGUAUCCUUCAAAGAAGUCCCUGGCGUGCAGUCUGCCGUGUUGGAGUCGAGCCCUCGGAUCGAGAGAAAGGAACGCAAUCUUAAUCCAGACGAGAAAAGGACAGCGCAGACUGGAAACGAGCCAAAAUUGAAGGAAACCGCAAAUAGGGGACCGCAGACGCCAAAAUCUCUAAGGCGAACUGCUAAGGUUGAAAAUCUUGCGCCGAAAAAUGAUAAAGACACGGAGAAGUCUGCGCUUUGGUACGAGUAUGGCCAGGUUUAAAGCAUUGUUGGUUUGAAUUUUAAAUGUACUAAUUUAUAUGAUAAUUUAUUUCCUUUUAUAUGUGUAUACAUACAUACAUGCAAUGUAAAUAUUAACACGAAAACUUCCUAACAAGCUGUCUCAGUCUGACGAAAACGGAAUGAAAACCCACACACCGAAAAAGUUGCUAUUACAAAAAAAAUUGUGUUGUAUGUGUAGGAUUACAGUUCAUCACAAUAGAAAUUAGUGAGCUUUAAGCAAGUGACGUUUUUGACAACAAAAGGACUGGGUCUAGGAUUGUGAUUGGUGAAAAACAAAAACUUUACUUCCGUCCAAAACGUCACUUGCUUUAGCUUACUCUUGUUUGCUAAGUUCGAUUCCAUUUUCGUCACGGGGACAUUGUGGGAAAAAUAUUUUACAGAGAAACAUAAUAUUAAAUUUCAUUAUUGAUGGGCCUAUACUCUUCAUAAA
Molecule: messenger RNA, 4332 nt
Organism: Dendronephthya gigantea
Lineage: Eukaryota; Metazoa; Cnidaria; Anthozoa; Malacalcyonacea; Nephtheidae
Product: girdin-like
Exons: 26
Coding region: 16-3882 (1288 amino acids)
Biological process (GO): cytoskeleton-dependent intracellular transport; cytoplasmic microtubule organization
Cellular component (GO): cytoplasm; centrosome
Molecular function (GO): microtubule binding; dynein light intermediate chain binding
Source: RefSeq, a predicted model, not a curated record